AUGGCAGCUAGUGGUAACACUCAGCAGAGUUUGAGAAGAGCUAUUGGAGCUUUGAAGGACUCCACAAAGGUUGGAUUGGCGAAAGUAAAUAGUGAAAACAAGGAGCUUGAUGUUGCACUUGUCAAGGCCACAAACCAUGAUGAAAUAUUGGCAAAGGAGAAACAUAUUAUGACUAUCUUUAGUGCCCUUUCAGCUUCAAGUCCUCGGGCUGAUGUUACUUAUUGUAUAAAUGGUCUUACCAAGCGUCUUGCCAAAACGCAUAAUUGGACGGUUGCAUUAAAAACAUUGAUUGUAAUACACCGUGCGUUGAGAGAAGUAGAUCAUACAUUCCGUGAAGAGCUAAUUAAUUUUAGCAAGGGAAAACGUCUUAUGCUUAACCUAUCUCAUUUCAGGGAUGAUUCAAGUCCACAUGCAUGGGAUUAUUCUGCUUGGGUUCGUGCAUAUGCUUUAUAUCUUGAAGAACAUCUUGAAUGUUUCUGUGUGUUGAAAUAUGACAUUCGGAAAAAUCCCUCAAGAACAAAGGAGCUUGACAUCCCAGACGUACUUGAGCAGUUACCUGCCAUGCAACAACUUCUUCUUCGGCUUCUGGCUUGCAAGCCACAGGGAAUGGCUGUGCACAACAGCUUGAUUCAUUAUGCCCUUUCAAUAGUUGCGGGUGAAAGUGUCAAGUUAUAUGUUGCAAUUACAGAUGGAGUUCUCAAUGUGGUUGACAAGAAUGACUUUAUUUUGUCACACUAUUUUGAAAUGGAGCGCCAUGAUGCAAUCAGGGCGCUAGAAAUUUAUAAGAAGGCUGUGAGUCAGGGGGAAAAAUUAUCUGAGUUCUUUGAGAUGUGCAGGAGCGUUGAUUUUGGACGACAACAGAAGUUUAUCAAAAUCAAAAUGCCCCCUGCAUCAUUUUUAACUGCAAUGGAAGACUAUGUGGCCGAGGCACCACACGUCUUAGCUUUUGAGUGGAUACAAAUCAGCGAGGAUGAAGAUGGUACCCCCAGAGAAGUUUCUACCCCACAUGCUACUUUGUUAAUUGAUUAUAAACAUGUUGAUGUUAAAGAAAAAUCCAAUGUAUGUUUGAGAUCAUCAGACCCAACAAAGAGCAACCAGAGUGAGACCACAACAGCAACUCUUUUUUUUACUGACCUUUUGGGCUUGGAUGAGUUAACCCAGGAAGCAUCCGAAAUGGAUGACAAAAAUUCACCCGCAUUCACAAGUGUUACUUCUGACGAUCUAUUAAAUUGUGAAACUAGCAUCAAUUCAACAUUUCAAACUACAGGUUGGGAGCUUGCACUUGUUACAGCUCCAAGCUCUGAUGGAGUUGCAGUUGCAGAGAGUAAGCAGGCUGGUGGACUGGAUAAAUUAACACUGGAAAGUUUAUAUGAUGGUGCAAUGGCUACAGGAAUGAAUCAGAAGAGUGCAUGCCAGAUCGGGCAAAUGGCUCCUAAUCCUUUUGAUUCUUUAGAUAAUAACCAGGACCCGUUCUAUGCUCCCAGUGACACAGUACCUGCAACUAAUACACAAACAGUAGCAAUAAGCGAAGAGCAAACUUUCCUGAUGAUGCAGCAGCAGAAGCAACAGCAGCAGCAGCUACCAGUGAUUGACUUUGACACAAACUCGACCAAUCCUUUUGGAAAUCCAUUUGUUGAUGAUAAUAAUGUGCCAAACUCCUUUGGUGGUGACAAUAAUGUGUCAUUUCAUCAUCCUCAGGAGUUCUAA
Molecule: messenger RNA, 1707 nt
Organism: Hevea brasiliensis (rubber tree)
Lineage: Eukaryota; Viridiplantae; Streptophyta; Magnoliopsida; Malpighiales; Euphorbiaceae
Product: putative clathrin assembly protein At5g35200
Exons: 15
Coding region: 1-1707 (568 amino acids)
Biological process (GO): clathrin-dependent endocytosis; vesicle budding from membrane; clathrin coat assembly
Cellular component (GO): clathrin-coated vesicle; clathrin-coated pit
Molecular function (GO): phosphatidylinositol-4,5-bisphosphate binding; 1-phosphatidylinositol binding; clathrin heavy chain binding
Source: RefSeq, a predicted model, not a curated record